UUUACGAGCACAGAGGCGGCAGCGAUAGCAGGGCGGAAGUCGCGAACUCAGAUGAAGAUGUGCCGCCGCGGGAAUCGGUUGUGCCUGGCUUCGGUGCUGCUGGUAUUUGCGCUGGUGCCAGUAGCUUCUCCACAAGAGAAGAAUGACACGAAAACACUGGUGUCGCAGCCAGAGGACAAGGCGUACCAGCGCUGCCUGACGGCGUCUGGACAGGAGGGCCACUGCCGCUCGCUGCAGUACUGCCUGCCGUCCGACUUCCGCAGGACCUUCACCAGGCUGCUCGACUCCAUGUGCAUCAUCAACAGGGCUUUUGUAGGCAUCUGCUGCCCGGACAAACCCACCGCCGAGGACGGCCCCGUGCUGCCAGGGGACGGGUCCCCGCCGUCACUGGAAGAAAUCGUCUCGAGGCUCAACAACCCAACUUGCGGCAAGACGGAGCAGGGCGAGUGGCGAUGGAUGGUGGCGCUGAUCCGCUACGGCGAGGAGCACUUCUGCGGCGGCGCGCUCAUCUCGGAGACGCACGUGCUCACCGCCGCGCACUGCAUCGAGCCGCAUAAACUGACCGACAUCACAGUACGCUUGGGAGAGUACGACCUGGACCGGCGCGACGAGACCCGUGCCGUCGACCUCCGCGUCGUAGAGGCCACGAUGCACCCGCGCUACGACCGCUCCACCUACGAGAACGACGUCGCGGUUCUGCGCCUGCGCCGCAGAGCUGCCUUCAACUCCUACGUCAUGCCCGUCUGUCUGCCGGCCAUCGAUGAGGGCUUCGUCAACAGGACAGCCUACGUCACUGGCUGGGGCUCCAUCCAGUUCGGCGGCCCCGGCAGCCCGGUGCUCCGGCAGGUGGGAAUCCCCGUGUGGCCGCACCAGCGUUGCGAGCCACUCUUCUCGCAGCCCAUCCUCGACACACACCUCUGCGCAGGCGCAUACGAGGGCGGCAAGGACUCCUGCCAGGGUGACUCUGGCGGCCCCCUGGUGAUCCAAGAGGAGGAUGGUCGCUGGGUGGCGGUGGGCGUUGUCUCCUGGGGCAUCGGCUGCGGCAACAAGGACAGCCCCGGCAUCUACACACGCGUCUCCAAGUUCCUGCCCUGGAUAGCCAAGACCAUGGCAUAGGCCAGCUGGGCUACAGGCUGCCAGUUGGUUGCCAACGUACUAAUGCCUUGAAAUGUGCUGCUGGUCAAUUGUAGAUGUACAGAUUUUUAACUUUCCGUCAUUAAUCUAUGUCAUUUACGGUUUUAUCACAAGUUCUUCAUACCGUAUAGCUUGGUGAGAGUAGGGUGCCUGCGACUGGGAGGGAGAGGGAAUUAUUUUAUAUUUACAGAAACGCGAGGGUAUCGGUACAAAGCAUCUCUUGCAUUUUAUGACAAUAAAGUUUUAACCUGUAAAAUGAGAUAACGUCGUGCAGCCAGUUCUUAAGAAGUCUGAAUGUGACUUUGCCGCGUUCAAGAUUGUUUGUGAGGUACCUGGUACCUGUUGCCGGCUACAGGUAUUUUGGCGACCUGAGCGGGUAAUAUAUUUGGUGAGUUCCUCCCUCCUUCUGGGCGCUUAUUCGUAUUAUUUCUAUUCCAACAAAAUAAAAAUUGGUGGGUGACUAAUAAAACAGUAACAAUGCGUCAGAAAUCCUAUAGCAAAAUAAUGCGAGAUUCUAUUAAUAUUGCAAAUCAACAAAGUAUCUGAAAUAGGAAGAUUUGAAAAAGGACACUUACAUUUACUAGGUCUCAAUUACUGUGUUCAAGUACAAUAAUUAAAUAAAGCCCCUAAUUCCCUGUUUGUGCCAGCCAAACUGAAUUGUAGAUAGUGAAAGUUUCUUUGAGAAUGUGUUCUUAUAUCAUAUAACAUUCAGAACAAUUUUGAAUCUGGGGGAAAAAGUUAGUCAGCGCCCUCAAGUGAAAUUCAGCCCUUAAAUUUGGAUACAAGACGCAGACACAGUAAAAUCCAAUCCUCCUACGCUGCAAAAAUAGUAGCAAUCAUCAUAUAAUUACUAAUUAAACUAACGAGAGCCAAUGAACAUCUGUAGUAAAGCAAAGGAUUGAGAGUUUUAAACUACAGUAAACUAUUAGGAAUGGUAAACAAUAAUAAAAUCCUUGUAAUAUAUAGCAUUUUUAAUCUCCAUGCGGAUAAACUAGCAACUGAGAUCGCACUUGGCGAGUUCUUGGGUGGUCAAAAUAGCAAUGCUGAUCAGGAGGAAAAAUCACUAACAACGCGAGCAAACGUGUACCCAUUUAGUGUAAUUUGCAAAGUAUUUGCCCAGAUUUUUGUCGUCGCUAAUUUCCCACACUCUAGCGGCCACCUGGUUCGCCACUUCGGUAGAACAAAUGCUACUUUCACCUAAGCUGUGUAAUAGUCUUGCACAGCUUACCAGUACUUAUUUUUCUCCGUAGCUGGAUUUAUAAAUGUGUUAGAUGGAACAACGGAAAAAUGAAAGAUAUCUUUUUCAGCAUUUUAUUAUUGUUGAAAUAAACCAACAAUGG
Messenger RNA from Schistocerca americana (American grasshopper), 2474 nucleotides. Its product is annotated as proclotting enzyme-like. Gene Ontology annotation, biological process: proteolysis. Gene Ontology annotation, molecular function: serine-type endopeptidase activity. Bases 52 to 1116 code for a protein of 354 amino acids. Lineage: Eukaryota; Metazoa; Arthropoda; Insecta; Orthoptera; Acrididae. The transcript is spliced from 8 exons. The record is from RefSeq and is a predicted model, not a curated record.